ACUUAAUCCGCAACUCCUGAAAACCCCCCGAAUCCCGUAUUUCCAGUUCAUUAUUUUUUCCCUAAUGAAGGGAGCAAAAAUAGAAAAGGAAAACGUCGAAAGCUAGUAGCCCUAAAGACCAGAGUGAGACAGUAACAGUUGGAGGUCAGUGGUAGGUCACAGAAAAUCAGUCUACGCUGAACAUUCAAGCUCGACUGUCACGUUUUUCCAUUAGAGAAUCCUAACCUCGAGGUACAGUUUUAGUACAAUGUCGAUCCAGAGCAUCAAAGCACGCCAAAUCUACGACUCUCGUGGUAAUCCCACUGUUGAGGUCGAUCUUGUGACUGAGAAUGGUCUCUUCAGGGCAGCAGUCCCUUCUGGUGCAUCCACCGGAGUCCACGAGGCUCUAGAGCUUCGUGACAACGACAAAUCCAAGUACCAUGGAAAGUCCGUCUUCAAGGCUGUUGACAACAUCAACUCCAUUAUUGCUCCCGAGUUAUUGAAGUCGGGUUUGCAAGUAACUCAACAAACAGACAUCGACAACCUCCUGCUGAAGAUCGAUGGCACACCCAACAAGUCGAAGCUGGGAGCCAAUGCUAUUCUUGGUGUUUCUCUGGCUGUUUGCAAGGCUGGAGCCGCCAAGAAAGGCAUUCCACUUUACAAAUACAUUGCUGAACUCGCUGACAACAAGGAGAUCAUCCUGCCUACCCCAGCCUUCAACGUAAUCAACGGUGGGUCCCACGCUGGUAAUAAAUUAGCCAUGCAGGAGUUUAUGAUCCUUCCAGUUGGAGCUGCCAAUUUUACGGAGGCCAUGAAAAUGGGCAGUGAAGUUUACCACCACCUCAAGAAUAUCAUCAAGAAGAAGUUUGGUCUUGAUGCCACAGCUGUUGGUGACGAGGGUGGCUUCGCUCCCAAUAUUCUCGACAACAAGGAGGGAUUGAACUUGAUCAAUGAAGCUAUCAAGGUCGCAGGAUACGAAGGAAAGAUCAAGAUUGGCAUGGACGUGGCAGCUUCAGAGUUCCACAAGGCCGGAAAGUACGACUUGGACUUCAAGAACGAGAAGUCCGACCCUGCCACCUACCUCGAGCCUAAGGCACUCGAAGCUCUUUACCUGGACUUCGUGAAGGAAUACCCAAUCGUCUCGAUUGAGGAUCCCUUCGACCAGGAUGGCUGGGACUCCUGGACUUCCAUCACUGCAGCCACACCCAUCCAAAUCGUUGGUGAUGACUUGACUGUCACCAACCCAAUCAGAAUCAAGACCGCAAUUGAGAAGAAGGCCUGCAACUGUCUCCUCCUGAAGGUCAACCAGAUCGGCAGUGUAACUGAGUCAAUAAAUGCUCACAAGCUCGCAAAGAGCGCAGGAUGGGGCACAAUGGUGUCUCAUCGUUCAGGAGAGACUGAGGACACAUUCAUCGCUGACUUGGUCGUUGGUUUGUCCACUGGACAGAUCAAGACAGGUGCCCCCUGUCGCUCCGAGCGAUUGGCCAAGUACAACCAGAUCCUUCGUAUCGAAGAGGAACUCGGAGCUGCUGCCAAGUACGCUGGCGAGAAAUUCCGCAACCCCACGGCUUAAACAGCCUUCACACAUCAAUAUCACUCCAAAAAUGUUAAUUGAUCGAGCGCAGCAAUGGGAGAUAUUCUGAAGUAAUCAUCAUUUUCAAUGAGUGAAAAUACCACUUGGACACUUUGUGGUUAAACGAACGAAGAUUCAGAUUCAGCCAUUAGUGCGAUUUCUCGCGCACGAUUUCGUUAGUUACCUACUCGCAUCUAGAAUGAUAAUUAACUCAUUUAAUUGAAAAUUAUAAUAUUUCAAGUUGAAUUUGAACGAAAUGGCGAAACGAGAAAACUUGCAAAGUUUCGAGCAGAGUUUUUUGUGAAUAUCCACGAAAUUCCACGAAAAAGAAGCUUUUGAAGAAAAUAUGAACAGAAAUAAUUCGUAGGAAAUUGAAUUUUCUAUGAAAAAUAUUCUGAGAUAUUUCUCCAAGGAGAUAUGCUCAAAAUAAUCUGUUGAUGCGCUCUGUAAUGUUUUCUUUUAUCAUUCGAUGGUUGAAAUUGAAUCAUCUUUGUUCUCUUUCGUUUCAAUGCAGGAAAGGUUCAAUGUUUAUGAGCAUGUGAUUUAUGACAUUGGAUUAUAUCAAAUUCUUGGAUGAAAAUUGAGCCGGGUGCUCAAGCUUCAGUAAUUAUCGAACAUUGAAGGAUAAUAACAUGUUGAGAUUUCGUGAGUUCCAUGAUAGUAAGAAUUGUUGUCUAGAGAUCGAUGGCAUUGAUUUAAUAAAGUGAAAAUGAAAAAUUG
Molecule: messenger RNA, 2272 nt
Organism: Diachasma alloeum
Lineage: Eukaryota; Metazoa; Arthropoda; Insecta; Hymenoptera; Braconidae
Gene: Eno
Product: enolase
Exons: 7
Coding region: 248-1552 (434 amino acids)
Biological process (GO): glycolytic process
Cellular component (GO): phosphopyruvate hydratase complex
Molecular function (GO): magnesium ion binding; phosphopyruvate hydratase activity
Source: RefSeq, a predicted model, not a curated record